Miscanthus lutarioriparius is the source of this 627-nucleotide messenger RNA. The record is from the annotation of a GenBank genome assembly. NCBI's taxonomy places the organism in Eukaryota, Viridiplantae, Streptophyta, Magnoliopsida, Poales, Poaceae.
AUGGACUCGGCGGAGAGCACUGCCGCCGCAGCCGCGCGCGCGCCCAACAGCGCCGCCCGGGCCGUCGAUGGCCACGACGUCGACGACGACGACGACGCCGUCCCCGAGGUGGCCGCCUGCAUAUCGACGAUGCUCGACCGCGGGGGCAGCGUGGAGAGCCACCGCCUCUUCCUGGCGCGCCGCACCGCGCUGGAGAUGCUCCGCGACCGCGGGUACGCCGUCCCGGAGGACGAGCUCGCCCGCACCCUCCCGGAGUUCCGCGCCUGGUGGGAAGACAAGCCGGAGCUCGAACGCCUCGCCUUCUCCACUACCCUCGCCUCCGACCCAUCCAGCAAGGUGAAAGUUGUGUUCUGUCCACCCGAACCUGUCAAACUCGCGGCUAUCCGGAUCACGGAAUUACUGGUGAACAUCACUAAGCAUGUCCUCAAGCCCAAGCAUCAAGUGUUGACUGCAGAGGAGAAAGCCAAGCUCCUGAAGGAGUACAAUGUGAUGGAUGCACAGCUGCCUCGCAUGCUGGAGAAUGAUGCUGUUGCUCGCUAUUACGGACUAGGCAAGGGAACUGUUGUUAAAGUUAUAUAUGACAGCGAGCUUACUGGGAACCAUGUGACAUACCGUUGCAUUUUCUGA